AUGGAUUUGGCUGACGUUUAUAAAGAUGCUCAAUGUGAUCCCAAUGUUAAUCCAUUCAUUAAACGUAUUUAUUACCUUAUGAAAGAACCCCAGUACUUGGAAUGGAAACUUAAUAACGAUCCAAACGUUGUUGAUGAUGAUGCUCGUGAAGAUAUACUCCGAAGAAAACUCGAAUCAAUUAAACGAUGCGAAAGAAUUUCUCAAUCUCUUGAUGAACAAAAUAUUGGUUUAAAUACUUAUUCUGUUUGGUUACGUAAAUUUAAGAAGAAUUCUACUAAGCUUGAUAAUGUUAUUUCAUUACCCGACUGGGUUAGAAAACAUUCAAAUAAAUGGAAAGAUGAUAUUGAUGCUGAUAAAAUUAUUGGUGCUGGUUGUCUUACUGAUAAUGAUAACCCCGAUGAAAUGAAAUCUCGUAGAGCUAUGACAAAGGGUCCUAAGAAAGAUGCAACUGAAAAGAAACCAAAGAAACCAGAAUCUAAAGAAUAA
Messenger RNA from Entamoeba histolytica HM-1:IMSS, 486 nucleotides. RefSeq lists its product as uncharacterized. The transcript has a single exon. NCBI's taxonomy places the organism in Eukaryota, Evosea, Mastigamoebida, Endamoebidae. Bases 1 to 486 code for a protein of 161 amino acids. The record is from RefSeq and is a predicted model, not a curated record.